This is a messenger RNA of Pseudophryne corroboree (corroboree frog), 4540 nucleotides long. It is a transcript of the gene FDX2, whose product is annotated as ferredoxin 2. The record is from RefSeq and is a predicted model, not a curated record. The transcript has 6 exons. Bases 251 to 829 code for a protein of 192 amino acids. Gene Ontology annotation, molecular function: 2 iron, 2 sulfur cluster binding. Lineage: Eukaryota; Metazoa; Chordata; Amphibia; Anura; Myobatrachidae. Gene Ontology annotation, cellular component: mitochondrion. Gene Ontology annotation, biological process: P450-containing electron transport chain; positive regulation of oxidoreductase activity.
CAGGGCGCCGAGGGCGAUCUGGUACGAGCGUCCUGCGCCUCUAUGAUUACGACGACGGGCGAGAGGGAGGCGACGCCAUGUUGGAGGUGGCAGUGGAGACCGGAAGUAGCGGGUGCAGGUUUAUGAUUACAGGUUUGCUGCAUCCUGAUAUUCCCGGCAAGGAUCUGGAUUCUGGAAUCUGAUUAUAACAUUGCGGAGAGGAUCUGAGGGAGGGAGCCCAGCGCUGCCGGCCGGUGCCUGGGGUGGGGAGAUGGCCGCCUCUCUGAUAAGGAGGGGUAUGCGGGCCGGAGGAUUUGGCACUUGGUGUGUCAGGAAGAACGUUUUCUGCAGGAUAUCGCAGCUGUCUGCCAGCCUCGGGCAACAAGGUACGGGAAAGCUGCAGACCAAGAGCGAUGAGGACGGGAGCCGGACCAUCCGAACUACAUCCGCCUCCAAGUCAGAAGAUGACAGUGGUGCGAAGGAGCCGUGCGAGGACACAGUGGAUGUCGUGUUCGUGGACAGGGCCGGCAAGCGGAUUCCUGCAAAAGGGCAAGUCGGGGAAAGCGUUUUAUACCUAGCUCAUCGGUACGACAUUGAGUUGGAAGGAGCCUGUGAGUCGUCCCUCGCCUGCUCCACCUGCCACGUGUUUGUGAGCAGCGAGUUUUUCGAUAAACUUCCAGAGCCGGACGAAAGGGAAGAUGACAUGUUGGAUAUGGCUCCGAUGCUCCAGGAAAACUCCAGACUCGGCUGCCAAAUCAUCCUCACUAAAGAACUGAACGGAGCCGAGUUCACACUUCCUAAAAUAACUAGAAACUUUUACGUAGAUGGUCACGUGCCAAAGCCGCACUAAGGACCAGCGGGGGCAGGUGACGUAUAAUACGUAACAUGACGCACAAGAGGAAAUCCAGCUGCUACGCACAACGGAAAUUGUUUUGUCUAAAUACUCUUAGUUGUUCCGCUUAAGACAAAUUGGAUAAAACGUGUGGACCCAUUAACCGUGUAUAACCAAUGAUGAAUUGUUCCCUAUGCGGACAGCCGCCUGGUAACAGCAUUAGACACAUUCAUAUCCUGUAGUUGUCUGUUCCCCAUCAAUGCGCUGCUAACCCCAGACAAUGAUCGACAUUUUACAGACCUGGAUCUACAGCGCAGAGGAGUGCAUCUACGACAUGAAUUAAUGACACUAAAGAACCAUUGUGGAGGGGAGACAAUUGUCACAUUUAAAUGUUUGAUACUGAAUUGUACAUAUUUAAAAAAAAAAAAAUGUUCCAGGUAACUGGUGUUUAAUAUAAUAACGCAGAAGUUCUACAGGGAGAUCUUAAUGAGUAAAUGCGUUAAAUGUAAAAUGAGCUAUUGAUUCAGAAUAGGAACCAUCUUGUUGUAGCCUGGCAGCGAUGAGUCCGCGCUCAGCUUGUUGCACUAUACUUAUAUGAAGGACACACUCAUUAGUGUUCCUUAUUAUUUACAGAAAGUGGAAGAAGCCGCCGUGUGGCCUUAGCCAAUACUCGGCCAUUAACGUAACAGCUAGUGACGUCACAGACUCAGCCCCUAAGUGUAAGCGGUGUCUGCUUCCCUGUGGAUAUUAGUGCCUCAUGCCUCAGUAAUGCUACUUGGUUUAUUGGUUUUAAUAGACUCCAGUGUCAUAUAUAGUUGCCUUUGCUCUGUCUAUAUUGAAUCAGUGCUAACAGACAUGCUGUAUUCAUAUAUUCAGGCAACAGAGAUUCAUACAUAUAACAUGUUACUGUCAGCCCCUCUCCCACAACUUGCUAACGAGAUAUUGGCCAUUAUUCCAUUCUUGCAUAUUGAAUUCCCACGAUGCAACACUAGGGUCUGGAGUUCAGCUACCUGGCUGUUGCUGAAGUGAUCAGUGGCUCCCCAACCUGGUACGUUUUGGGAGAACAACGGUAAAAACUGCACCUGGUAAUUUAUUCCUUGGGAGAUUUCUGAGGUUACUACCGUGCAAUAGCAAGCGCAUUAUUUUUACAUUUUGGCCACAAGAUGGCGCUGUUUGUUAUCUGUCCAUUGAUUACAUUUUACUUAUUUAAUAAGAAAAAAAAGCAUUGUGAAAUAUGAGGCAGAGUACGGGAGCUGGUGAGACAGUGUCCGCACGUUACAAAAGCACUUUGACCUCAGUAAAUUAAGAAUGAAUAAAACUGAAAGUAAUAAUAGAGAUACUCGUGCAUUGUUCCCUGGGGGAAACAAUCUUCAAAUAAGCUGGAGCCAGGGGUUUUCAGAAAAUGUCAUUAACAUGACACAGAGUAUUUGUCACUGGCACUACUACCCCGCAUUGAUAAGAUUGACGAAGGCGGAUGCUCUGUGUCUGCAGAUGUCAGUAGGAGUUCAAGCGACAGGGCUGCCAUGUAAAGGUAGAUUUACCAUAGCAUCCCUUUAAACCGGAACGCUUAUGGAUUACACAGGUUCUGUGACUGAUUAUAACCAGGUGAAAUGCAGGCUUGAAGUCUGACAACCGCAGAACAUGUAUAAUUGAUUAGUGUCCCGGUUUAUAGUAUGGUAGGCAUAUGUAGUUAGUUUUUCAGAAGUUCAUUCUCCUUUUAAAGGAGCCUUAUUUGAAUAUUUUUCCCAGAGAGCAUUGCCUGGAAGCCGCCUUACAGUUCUAGUGAGGUUGUUGAGCAACACAGACUGGCAGGAUGUGACCACUGCUGGUCAGAUGGAACCUGGCUGUGUAAUGCUGUAUCCUCUACAUCAGUAGUUCUCAAACUCUGUCCUCAGGACCCCACACGGUUCACGUUUUCCCAUGUCACCCAGCAGCUGCACUGUGUAUCACCAACUGUCACAUUUCAAAAAUCUACAGGUGACCUGCAAAACAUGAACCGUGUGGGGUCCUGAGGACUGAGUUUGAGAACCUGUGCUCUACAUACAUCCAUUAAGCUGACCGAAACGUGGAUCCAGUAAUGCGUCCAGGUGCCACAUUUUCCACAACACAACUUAAUCAAAGGUAACCGUCAUGUAUACAAUCUCGUGGCUAAUACAGACAUUUUUAGGACUUACCGCAACACCUGGCUAGUACAUUUGGCACCAUGACCCGUUUUAUUAACAUAAUAUUGUUUUACUCUAUUUGGGGUAAGAACCUUUGGGGAGAUGAGAACGCAUAGCAUUGCUCAGUCACACUGUUUUUGGCACAUAGGACAGAACUAGUAAUAGCUCUUGCGUAGCCAACAAUUGCCACCUGGCCUCCGUGUGUAUUUCAUUAAAUAUGGGGGUUUUCUUCAUUAAAUAUGUUCCGCAGGUCAGACAGGGCGGCCAUUAUUAGAUAUGGCUGACAGCGUAGUGUGUGAUAGAUGUAUUAAUGUCCCAAACUUGAUCCCCAGAGCACUCUAAAGCUAGGUACACACUAUACAAUUAUCUGGCAGAUAAUCUGCCAGAUCUAGCUGGUUCGAAUGAAAGUCUGGUAAUGGAUGACAGCAAAUUACAAUCUACCAUUUGCUCCCAAACACUGGAAAAUGAACAAACCCUGUCGUUCAUACAAACUGGUUAAACACAAAUUUAACCAACUUGAAUGAACGACUGUUGUUGUCCGUUUUGCAGUGUUUGGGAGCAAAUGGUCGAUUGUCAUUUGCUCUCAUCCAUUACCAAAUUUUCUUUCCAACCAGCUAGAUCUGACAGAUAAUUGUAUAGUGUGUACCUAGCAUAACAGUGCAGGUUUUAAGGAUAUCCAUGCUUAAUUACUAAAUAAGUUUGAGUAUACCAUCUGCGCACAAGCACGGAUAUACUUAAAACCUGGAUUGUUAGGGGGCUCUGAGGACUGAGUUUGGGAAACCCUGCCGUAGAGAAUCAAUGUUUUACCUUGGUUAUUAAGUGGCACUUUGGAUAACUUGCUGUGUGUGUGACCUAAACACUUAUACAUUGUCGCUGUUCUGGUCUACCCGCAGUAACACUCAGAUUUGUUACAGCAAGUGUUACAUAGUUUUGUGACUUAGGGCUUUCUUUUUGGGGUUUUUUUUAAAUAGUUAAAUUUUUUGACAUUUAGGAAAGAUAAGAUUACGAUAAAUAAUUUAUUCGAUGAUUAUAUUCAUGGUUGCUUUAUAUGUCCUCAAAUAGGUCAGACUUUGUCAACAACACGUCAUAACUCACCAACAACCUCACAGCAGCUGUCCAGCUCCGCAGCGUCAUUCCUGUAUUCUUGGCAUUAAAGCCCACUCUUACCUGCACUAGAGCCUUUGGGCAGUCAGUGGGUUAAAGUAUGUAAACUUAUUCUGGACGCCAGGAAACCAUUUGUGUCUUUACGUAUUAAUAUGUUACAUUACUUCUAUAUGAAGGGAUUAUUUAGAGUUGAAUAUGACGGGUGUAAUUACCUGUAAUCGGCUGUACCAAAGAUUAGAAUCCCCGCUUUACACCCAAGUGACACCUAUUCCUAGAAACCUAGUGAAACAGGAACAUGUCACAUUGCUGUGUGUGUGCGGUGAGAAAUACUGUUCUGAACUGAUGCCUUUGCUUGUUGGUGCGUUUAGGACGAUUGUAUAGGCCGCUAGACAACGCACAUUAAAUAUUGUCAUGUUUAUAGGUCAAGAUGUUCCUCUGAUAAAUAAAGACGUUUCAUGCUGUA